Messenger RNA from Loxodonta africana (African savanna elephant), 1666 nucleotides. It is a transcript of the gene FGF16, whose product is annotated as fibroblast growth factor 16. Gene Ontology annotation, molecular function: fibroblast growth factor receptor binding; growth factor activity. NCBI's taxonomy places the organism in Eukaryota, Metazoa, Chordata, Mammalia, Proboscidea, Elephantidae. The record is from RefSeq and is a predicted model, not a curated record. Gene Ontology annotation, cellular component: cytoplasm. Gene Ontology annotation, biological process: positive regulation of endothelial cell chemotaxis to fibroblast growth factor; positive regulation of gene expression; animal organ morphogenesis. Bases 1 to 624 code for a protein of 207 amino acids. The transcript is spliced from 3 exons.
AUGGCGGAGGUGGGGGCAGUCUUCGCCUCCUUGGACUGGGAUCUGCAUGGCUUCUCCUCCUCUCUGGGGAACGUGCCCUUAGCUGACUCUCCGGGUUUCCUGAACGAGCGCCUGGGCCAGAUCGAGGGGAAGCUGCAGCGCGGCUCGCCUACAGACUUCGCCCACCUGAAGGGGAUCCUGCGGCGCCGCCAGCUCUACUGCCGCACUGGCUUCCACUUGGAGAUCUUCCCCAACGGCACGGUGCACGGCACUCGCCAUGACCACAGCCGCUUCGGAAUCCUGGAGUUUAUCAGCCUGGCUGUGGGCCUGAUCAGCAUCCGAGGAGUGGACUCUGGCCUGUACUUAGGAAUGAACGAGCGAGGAGAACUAUAUGGGUCGAAGAAACUCACACGUGAAUGUGUUUUCCGGGAACAGUUUGAAGAAAACUGGUACAACACCUAUGCCUCCACCUUGUACAAACACUCAGACUCGGAGAGACAGUAUUAUGUGGCCCUGAAUAAAGACGGCUCACCCCGAGAGGGAUACAGGACUAAACGACACCAGAAAUUCACUCACUUUUUACCAAGGCCAGUAGAUCCUUCUAAGUUGCCCUCCAUGUCCAGAGACCUCUUCCGUUAUAGGUAACGGACCCCUAGUGUGACCUCUGUGACCCACAUACUCUGGGGCCACUGUUGUCUCUGCAAGCACUAUACUCAUAGCUUUUAAAUCCUUCAUUCCUAUCAAUUUAGAUAACAGAGAAGCACUUAAUGUUCAACCCAACCCAGCUGUUCCCUUGUUCAAAUUGUAUAUCAAUGUUGGGUUAUUUUGGGGAGGGACAUGGAGGGAGGGGGCGGGUUAGAGGGUAUCUUGUAUAUACUUUUUUCUUUACUCAUGUUAUUUCCCCUGAGGUGGCACAAGCAAGAAUGGGGGCCCCUGCCAAGGGCCAGGGGUGUCUAACCAAAUACCUUGACAAUGGGUAAAUGAAAGACAAAGAAUCUGCCACAGAUGCUACCUACAGCAAUUUGGAAAAGUCUCAUUAAGAAAAUCCUUAGGGCUACAACCCUGCUGCAAGCCAUCCCUGCAUUGGCUCUGCAGAUUUCUCAUCUGUCCUGACAUGCAGUUUUCCUGCCACUGGAAGUAGGAGAUGGGGUAGGUUGUAAGAAAAUGAUAUUAAAACGUAAGCAUGGAUGCUGUGCAUAAGGGCAAACUAUUUAUGAAAUGUAUAUGCUAUUUAUUUUAUAUAUUUAUUUAUUUCAGAAUAAUUUUAUUUUUAAUGAGAGAUGCUAUGGCUGGAUUUUCAUCAGAAAGAAUAAGAUCCUACUGAAACAGGAUAAAAUGAGUUAUUAAAGCUUUUAUUGGCAAUAAAAUUGUCUUUAUAUUGUAACCCAUUGUCUAAUUCUAUUGAUUUGGUACAUUUUGUAAGAUUAGAAGGUUGCUUAGCUUCUUUCUCUACAACUCAGAAUUUCCUGAUGUAGGCAUCACACUGCCUUUGCUAGAUGAUGAUGACACUGUCAUCCAGUAUAUGAGCAUUAUCUAGGGGCCCUAUCUGAAGUUCUGGUGGCCCUUUCCAGUUCUAUGAUUUUAAAUUUAGUGGCAAAUCAAAGCUUCAGGAAGGCCUCUACCAACAGCUAUUACUGAAUCUCCUAGUUAUGCUUAGGACUGAAUAAACAAACAAAAUAUAUGUAUC